GAAAUUCUCAACAGAGCCUUUAAGCUUCCAAACAUCCGUUAGAAGAGGAAUGCAGAUUUAAAGUGAGUGAGGUGUGGAGUAGGGGAAGUUCACUGGGUCUAGACUAAAGAACUCUGUGGAACUUGCCCAGAGCACUGCGUGCAUCAGACCUACGGUGAAUAUUGAAGGCCUGAAGAAAGCACCUUUUCUGCUGCCAUGACAACCAUGCAAGGAAUGGAACAGACCAUGCCAGGGGCUGGCCCUGGUGUGCCCCAGCUGGGAAAUGUGGCUGUCUUACAUUCGUAUCUGUGGAAAGGGUUGCAAGAGAAGUUUUUGAAGGGGGAACCCAAAGUCCUUGGGGUUGUGCAGAUUCUGAUUGCUCUGAUGAGCCUUAGCAUGGGAAUAACAAUGAUGUGUAUUGCAUUUAACGCUUAUGGACCUCACCCGAUUACUGUGUACAUUGGGUACACAAUUUGGGGGUCAGUGAUGUUUAUUAUUUCAGGAUCCUUGUCAGUUGCAGCAGGAAUUAGAACUACAAAAGGCCUGGUUCGAGGUAGUCUGGGAGUGAAUAUCACCAGCUCUGUAUUGGCUGUGUCAGGGAUCUUAAUCAACGCAUUUAGCUUGGAUAUUUAUUCAUUCCAUCACCCUUACUGUUACUACUAUGAUGAGUCAAAUGAUUGUCACGGGACUGUGUCCAUUUUGAUGGGUAUGGAUGGCUUAGUGCUCCUCUUAAGUGUGCUAGAAUUCUGCAUUGCUGUGUCCCUCUCUGCCUUUGGAUGUAAAGCGAUGUGUUGUAACCCCGGUGGGGUUGUGUUAAUUCUGCCACCAAAUUCUCACAUGGCAGGAACAGCAUCUCCUGCUCCACUUAAUGAGGUUUGAUGCCACCAAAAGAGCAACAGAAAAAUGUUCCAGAAAAUCUAUGCUGACUGUAACACAGGAAACCCACAUGAGAAUAUACCAGAAUCCAACUCUGAUACUGAUAGACAUAUUGAUAUCAUUAUUAUAUGUAAUCCAAUUAUAAACUCUGUGUGUGUAUAGAGAGAGAUAAUAAAUUCAAAAUUAUGUUCUCAUUUUUCCCCUGGAACUCAACAACUCAUUUCCCUGGCUUUUUAUCGAGUACUAGAAGUUAAAUAAAUAAAUAAUGCAUUUAAUGAGACAACAGCA
Messenger RNA from Saimiri boliviensis boliviensis (Bolivian squirrel monkey), 1143 nucleotides. It is a transcript of the gene MS4A4A, whose product is annotated as membrane spanning 4-domains A4A. Gene Ontology annotation, cellular component: Golgi apparatus; plasma membrane. NCBI's taxonomy places the organism in Eukaryota, Metazoa, Chordata, Mammalia, Primates, Cebidae. The record is from RefSeq and is a predicted model, not a curated record.